This is a messenger RNA of Diabrotica balteata, 1523 nucleotides long. The record is from the annotation of a GenBank genome assembly. NCBI's taxonomy places the organism in Eukaryota, Metazoa, Arthropoda, Insecta, Coleoptera, Chrysomelidae.
AUGAAUAUUUUACGUAGACUAAUGUCAGGUAUAAACCCUGCGUUAAGCCUUUGUAAUGCAAUAAAUAUUAAUAAGCACAAUAUUCUUAAUAGUUCAAAAAUUAGAUAUGCGUCAAAUGCGAAGGCAAAGGGCGAGCAUAGAAUCGAAAAGGAUAGUUUUGGGGAAUUAAAAGUGCCCGCAGAUAAAUACUAUGGUGCACAAACGCUAAGAUCAGUAAUGAACUUUCCAAUUGGCGGUGAAUUCGAAAGAAUGCCAUACCCGUCAUCAGUGCCAUGGGCAUUCUAAAGAAGGCAGCGGCUUUGGUUAACAAGGAUUACGGUUUGGAUCCGAAAAUAGCCGAUACGAUUGCUUGUGCUGCAGACGAAGUAAUUUCAGGAAAACUGUACUGUGAUCAUUUCCCCUUAGUUAUUUGGCAGACCGGCUCUGGUACUCAAACUAAUAUGAAUAGUAAUGAAGUUAUAAGCAAUAGAGCCAUAGAAAUACUUGGUGGAAAACUUGGAUCCAAAACACCGGUCCAUCCUAACGACCACGUUAACAAGGGACAAAGCAGUAACGACACUUUUCCCACUGCCAUGCACAUCGCUGUGGCCUUGGAAAUCGAACAUACUCUUAUGCCAGGCCUUAAGAUGUUACACGACGGUCUGGAGAAAAAAUCGAAAGAAUUUAAAGACAUUAUUAAAAUAGGUAGAACUCAUACGCAGGAUGCAGUACCAUUAACGCUGGGUCAAGAAUUUAGUGGUUACACUCAACAAAUUUGUUUCGGCAUUGAUAGAGUUUGCGACACAUUACCAAGACUAAGGAUGUUAGCUUUGGGUGGCACCGCCGUUGGUACAGGUUUAAACACCAACAAAGGAUUUGCUGAAAAAUCUGCAGCAAAAAUAUCUGAACUAACCGGCUUGCCGUUCACAACAGCUCCUAAUAAAUUCGAAGCACUCGCUGCUCGCGAUGCUAUGGUAGAAGUAUCUGGAGCCUUAAACGUUCUUGCUGUAUCUAUUAUGAAGAUCGCGAAUGAUAUCAGGUUUUUAGGUUCUGGUCCCAGGUGUGGUCUAGGAGAAUUAUUGCUUCCAGAAAAUGAACCAGGUAGCUCAAUCAUGCCAGGUAAAGUUAACCCCACUCAAUGCGAAGCCAUCACCAUGGUAGCAGCUCAAGUGAUCGGAAACCAUGUAGCAGUCACUAUUGGUGGUGCCAACGGACAUUUUGAACUAAACGUUUUCAAGCCAAUGAUUGUGUCAAACGUGCUACGAUCCAUAAGAUUAUUAGGCGACAGUUGCACAUGCUUUACAAAGAACUGUGUCAACGGUAUUGUCGCCAAUAAGGAAAGAAUCCAUAAAUUGCUACAUGAAAGUCUUAUGUUAGUAACGGCGCUGAAUCCUCAUAUUGGAUAUGAUAAAGCUGCCCAGAUUGCCAAAACAGCGCAUAAAGAACAUUCUACGUUGAAGAAAACGGCUGUAAAAUUGAAUAUGCUUACAGAACAACAAUUCGAUGAGUGGGUUAAGCCAGAGAAAAUGCUUGGGCCGAAAUAA